CCUUUUCUUGGACCACUGCAGCUUCCUCGCCUCUUACAGAAGCUUUUCAGUUUUCUGCCCCAGCAUGAAGUACGACAACUACACACUGUACGGGAUUCACAGCAAAACAGAGAGAGGACUUCUGAUCGGCUACAAUUCCUUCAUAUUCACUUCGUCCGUGAUCGGGGACACUCUUAUUUUGAUCGGCUCGCUUAGAUAUAAUGCAAUCAAGCUCCACAAAGUAAUGGUUACCUUUAUCCAACACCUUGCUGUGGUAGAUUUGUUGCUGGUAGUCUUUACCAUCGUGCCUGUUGCAGUCUCCUUGGCUGCAAAUGGUUGGAUCCUUGGUGAUAUCCUCUGCAAUCUGAGCCAUUUUGCAAACGUGUACUUUUCAUCAGUAGGAUUCCUGCUCAUAAGUGUCCUAGCUGUGUCCAAGACGCUCAUCGUCAAGUUUCCUCUCAGAGCUAUAAGUGUUUCCAGUAAAACUGCUCAGUCGGCAGCUUGUGGUAUAUGGCUAUACAGCUUAGUAUUAAUCAUUGUAACCAUCUCAACAGGGAAUUUAGGUCAAGGUGGUGCUUACUUCAACUACCUCCACUACGAUUGCGGGAUUCCCGGAACUACGGUAUUCAAUACCGUAUAUAUAGUACCAGUGCUGAUUUCCACUGUAGUUACAAUGGCAAGUAGCGUGAUGCUGAUUGUGAUGGUUAGGAGGAUUGCUGAUAGAAGACCUGGAGGUUUACAGUGGCAGGGAGUCCUGACUGUGCUGCUGACGGUAGCUGUCCAUACCGCAGCUACCCUUCCUUUGGAGAUCUUUUACAUUGUCCCGUCUUUUGACGGAUAUAUUCCCCUUGGAAGGGCUGCAUGGCAAAUUGCUGCUCUGGAUUUAGUUGGAAACUUCUAUAUCUACAGUCUGACGCUCUAUAGUUUCAGAGAAUUCCUCAAGUCCAGAAUGAAGAUGAUAUCUGCACCUCUGGUGAGGUGUUGGGCUGGAACAGAGGGUGAGAGGUCUGCCGAAGAGGGGGAGCGAAGAAGACUUCUGUGAAGACACUUGAAUUGGUCUGUUUUGAGAUCAAGUGAAGUGGUUUACUUGAGAAAUGAGAAUCUAUGUACUGUACGUCGCGGCUAGGGGAUUGAUGAACA
Molecule: messenger RNA, 1119 nt
Organism: Bolinopsis microptera
Lineage: Eukaryota; Metazoa; Ctenophora; Tentaculata; Lobata; Bolinopsidae
Product: melatonin receptor type 1C-like
Exons: 1
Coding region: 65-1021 (318 amino acids)
Biological process (GO): G protein-coupled receptor signaling pathway; cellular response to hormone stimulus
Cellular component (GO): plasma membrane
Molecular function (GO): G protein-coupled receptor activity; peptide binding
Source: RefSeq, a predicted model, not a curated record